Molecule: messenger RNA, 687 nt
Organism: Medicago truncatula (barrel medic)
Lineage: Eukaryota; Viridiplantae; Streptophyta; Magnoliopsida; Fabales; Fabaceae
Product: cytochrome c
Exons: 3
Coding region: 82-426 (114 amino acids)
Molecular function (GO): heme binding; electron transfer activity
Source: RefSeq, a predicted model, not a curated record
AGCGUAGCGCAUAUUCUCAUUUCAUUCACUUUCCUAUACAAUUCUUUCGCAACACGCUGCUCGUUUGCAGAACUUUCUCAAAUGGCGUCCUUCGAUGAAGCUCCUCCCGGAAACCCCGCCGCCGGCGAGAAGAUCUUCAGAACCAAGUGCGCUCAGUGCCACACCGUCGACAAAGGCGCCGGCCACAAACAAGGACCCAAUCUGAACGGUUUGUUUGGAAGGCAAUCUGGGACAACUCCUGGAUAUUCCUAUUCUGCGGCCAACAAGAACAAGGCUGUGGAUUGGGAGGAAAAGACCUUGUAUGAUUACUUGCUGAACCCCAAGAAGUACAUCCCAGGGACAAAGAUGGUUUUUCCUGGUCUUAAGAAGCCUCAAGAACGUGCUGAUCUUAUUGCAUAUCUGAAAGAUGCCACUUCAAAAGAAUAGAAUUUACAUACAUUCUUAUGCAGUAUGCUUUUCAAACCUGGAGUUAUAAUUUUCGUACAUUUGAUUAUGUGGUGCAAUAGCCACUUUUCUUGGCAAAUAAAGCAAACUUGAUUAGUUUGCAGUGCUAUUUUGUUCCUUUUGCAUUGCAUUGCUUCUUGAGGGUGCGUAUAUUGGCUAGACUAAUAUUUGAACACAUUGGUUGUUGAAAGUUGAAACAUUCUUAUCAAAUUUUACUUACAUCGAAGCAUAUUUUAGUCUUUA